Messenger RNA from Varanus komodoensis (Komodo dragon), 5492 nucleotides. It is a transcript of the gene PLEKHG3, whose product is annotated as pleckstrin homology and RhoGEF domain containing G3. Lineage: Eukaryota; Metazoa; Chordata; Lepidosauria; Squamata; Varanidae. The record is from RefSeq and is a predicted model, not a curated record. Gene Ontology annotation, molecular function: guanyl-nucleotide exchange factor activity. Bases 314 to 4786 code for a protein of 1490 amino acids. The transcript is spliced from 20 exons.
AUGCUGUGCACCAUAGAGCUGAUUAUUUUAUUGUUGGAGAAAAUAAACUCAAGUAAUAUUUGAUUCAGAAGUGUGCAAUUAAAUUUUAAAUGACGUUUCCAUGUUUCACGGUCACUUGUGAAAGUCCUUGGGAUGAAUAGCUUUAUAGAAGCAUAACCCAUGACUCCUGGGCCGCUAGAGUGAUGGGGAAAUCCACGAUUAGAGUAGGUGCUAUUUGAGUGACUUGUCAAUGCAGGAAAAUAUUUCUGAAUACUUCCAAGCCAGAACAGCCAUGUCCCCUUCUCACCCUCCCAUGUGUGUGUACAUAUGACAAAUGAGGAAGUGUGUGUCUUUUUGGCCGAAGCCUUUAAUGGGAAAUGAGGAGCCAGCUUUCUCUGGGUGUGGUCCCUGCAAAGAGGAGUACUGUGGGGCAGGGAUGACGACAGCAGCCUCCGCACCUUCACUGGCUGGCUGUUCAAGGUUCAUGGGCUCUACCCAGCUUCCUCUGGCAGAUUUGCCACCUGCACCACCAGCACAGGCAGGCGGGCAGAACAAGCGAGGGAUGUUAAUCUGGGAGGAGAUGAGUGCUUUGGAAUGGCUUCCAUUGUGGGUCAUUAAGCUGCUAAAAAAUCAUAUAUUCCUGGUUGCUCCCACUCGUGGCAGAGAUGAGGGGAUUCCAGCCAAUGCCUCUUCAGGCAUGAGCUCCUCAAAACGCCCUCGGAACCAGCCGACUUCAACCCUGACCAAUGCCAACCACAUCAUGGAGGACCGGAAUGAUAUGGCUCAAGCCCCUGCCAGUGGGACCUCCCGGAGGGCUGGACUGCUGCAGAACGCCAACAACAAUGCCUCCACUGGGCCGUGGCGGAGCCUGAAAAGCCCUUCCCUCUCUUCUUCUGCCUCCCACCCGAGAUUAAGCUAUCUGGAGCGUGUGGUGCUGGAGAUAGUGGAAUCCGAGCGCACGUACGUGCGGGAUUUACGAAGCAUCAUCGAGAAUUACUUGGGGAAGAUCAUAGACACUGAAGAGCUGCUGCUGCUGCGACCAGAACAAGUUAGUGCGCUCUUUGGGAAUAUCGAAAGUAUCUAUGAGCUGAACAGUGAGCUCCUGCAGGAUCUGGACAGCUGCCACAACAACCCUGUGGCUGUGGCGAGAUGCUUUGUGGACAGGAGCCAGGACUUCGAUAUCUACACUCAGUACUGCAAUAACUACCCGAACUCUGUGGCAGCUCUGACCGAAUGCAUGAGGAACAAACAGCUAGCCAAAUUCUUUCGUGAGUGCCAAGAGCAAAUACGUCACUCGUUGCCCCUCGGCUCCUACCUUCUGAAGCCUGUCCAGCGUAUUCUCAAGUAUCAUUUACUCCUGCAGGAGAUAGCUAAGCAUUUUGACAUAGAAGAGGAAGGCUAUGAAGUUGUGGAAGAGGCAAUUGAUACCAUGACUUGUGUGGCUUGGUACAUCAAUGACAUGAAACGGAAGCAUGAACAUGCUGUGCGGCUGCAGGAGAUUCAGUCCUUGCUUAUUAACUGGAAGGGCCCGGACCUGACAACUUAUGGAGAGUUAGUCCUGGAGGGCACCUUCCGUGUCCAUCGGGUCAGAAAUGAGAGAACUUUCUUCCUGUUUGACAAAAUCUUGCUGAUAACAAAGAAACGGGGCGAUCAUUUUGUGUACAAAAGCCAUAUUCCAUGUUCCUCCCUGAUGCUGAUCGAGAGCACACGAGAGUCACUCUACUUUACUGUCACCCACUACAAGCACAACAAGCAGCAGUACAACAUCCAGGCCAAAACUGGGGAAGAGAAGCGGGUUUGGACACACCACAUCAAGCGCCUGAUCCUGGAAAAUCACCACACCAUCAUCCCUCAGAAAGCCAAAGAAGCCAUCUUGAAAAUGGACUCAUACUAUCCCUCUUACUUCAAAUACAGUCCAGAGCGGCUGAAGAAGUCUUGGCAAACUACAGAGGACAUCUCCCAACAUGGUCGCCAGGGGAGACGGCAGUCAGAACCCUUCCAUGGCAAAAACAGUGUCGAGAAGCUCCCAGAUGGACUCCACCGCUCUGCCGCAUCAGGGCUGAAAGCCCGCAGAAAAUCGGAGCCAACAAAAGAGAUCCUCAAACAACUCAGCAACAAAGGAAUAAAGCAUGCAGGUAGUGAUGGAGUCCUUUUGGAGUUUGGGGAAGCCCCACAGCCCCCCAAGAGUGUUCCCCGGAAUGAGGAUCGGCAGACCCUUCUACAGGAAUCUCCAGAAGCGUUGGCUGAAAGUGAUGGCAGCGAGAAGGAAGUGGGGCUAGAAGAAGAGGAGGAGGAGGAGGAAGAGGAGGAAGAAGAAGAAGAAGAGAGGCUGGUAGGAACGGCGCAGGUGGCAGACUUUGCAAGCUCCUUGAUGGCCGUCCUCCAUUGCUGGCACUAUCGAGCCAACGCUUUGCUUUUCUCCUGGGGCAGCACGGGCAAGGGCCACAAGGCACAGGAAGGGCCCAAGCCAUGCCAGUCGCCAGGUGGCAGUGAGAAGAACAGGAUCGUGAAGACUGUCUCGUCUCUCCCGAAGGCUCGAUCAGCCGUGGAGAUUGGCCGAGAGCAAGACGCUUCUCAUGAGGAAGGGUGCCCAGAAGAGAGUGCUUCAGACCCCGAGUCCACAGGGAUGCUGGGGCCUGCCUCAGCAGACCAGGAUGGGCUCCUGGGCCAGUGCCCCGAUAGCUUGGAGCCCACUGAGGGCACAGAAGAGCUAAAACCUCUUAGCAGUGAGGAGGAGGAGGAGGAGGAGGAAGAGGAAGAGGGGGGCGAAGAGGGACAUGCACCCCAGUCCAGAAGCAUCCUUCCUUUGUCGGUGCUGGAUCAGGCCAGCAUCAUUGCGGAGCGCUUUACCAGCAACCUCUCCCGGCGCAGCAGCCUGGCCCUCGAGGAGGGGAAAGGCUUCCUGACCCCAAAGCAGGCCAGCCAGUGUGGCAGCGCCCUAAGCCUUGACGGCAGCGAGACGGCCACGUGUCGCAAUGGCAGCACCGCUGACUCCCAGGCUGGGGCCACCGGCCUGCCGCCAGAGGCCCCGGCGGCACCCAUUGCUGUCCCCAGUGGGGCGGCCUCACUGGGCCUGCUUGAGACGGACCGGACCGCGUGUCGACGGAAGGAAUCCAUGCUGUCCCAGCAGGACCGGCUGCUCUUGAACAAGAUCAAGAGCUACUAUGAUUACGCUGAGCACCAGGAUGCCAGCUUCAGUGUUAAGCGGAGGGAGAGCCUGUCCUACAUUCCCAAGGGGCUGGUGAGGAAUUCGGUGUUCAGAAUCAACAGUCUCCCGCAGCCAGAGCCAGGCCAGGACGUGCUGAAAAGGAAAAGGCUAGGCUCCACGGGCAGCAGUGGGGCCGGCCGGACCGCAGCCUGGGUGUUGUCCAAUAGGCCAGCCGUUCAGCCCCAGGCUGCCCCCUCCGAUGCAUCCUGUGCGGAAAAUCCCAUCACUGAUGCAGAAUUCAGGCCAUCUGGUGAGAUGGUGAAAGUCUGGGAGGAGAUGGAGAAACCCCGGAAGGGCCUCUGGAGUAGGAGGGUGGACAGCGGCACCAGGACAGGCAUGGCAAAUGGGCCAGCGGCUGCGGCUGCCUCCCCGCAGCACAUGGAGCGCCCCAUGAAAGACAGGCUGAAGGACCAAGAGAAUGGCUUUGACCUUCACGAGCCGUUGCUGAUCCUGGAGGAUGAGGAUCUCGGUGCCAUUGCGGAGGAGUCAGCGGUGCCCUCCCCCGAAAGCAAGUCCCCAGUGGAACGGGCUGCACCCUCCAGGUGGUCCUGGAGGCUGGGACACUGUGAGCAAGAGCGGGGGCUCCCCUCAUUGCACCCCCAUAUAAUGCAACUGGCCGGCCUGACUGAGGCGGAGCUGAUGGAGAAGCUGAGUAACAAGGUUUACCACCUGGCCCGCCAGUACAGCCUUCGCAUCAAGGGCCACAAGCCCCCGGUGCACAGGGGACCUGCUGAGGUGGAGGAGAUGAACAGCGGUGCCUCGACCGGCCAGCUGGAGUCCGAGAAGAAAGGCAAGGGCAAAUGGAAGCCCACCUUGAGCCUCUUCAACUACGAGCAAGUUGUGCUGCAGGAGGCCAGCCCAGUAGCCCUGCUUUCCUCAUCCUCAUCAUCCUCAUUGCAGAAGUCACCCAAGCGCUUCUCUUUCAGCCCAUGCGCUAGUAGCCCUCACCUCAUUUCCCCCACCAGCACCCUCUCACACAGUCCCAUCAGCCCCGUUGUAGCCGAGAAGUUCAGCUGGCCAGAUGUGCGAGAGUUGAGGUCCAAGUAUUCCUGUCAGAACAGGGCUGAGAAGGGCAGGCCCCUGCCUGUCAACAGGAGCCGCUCGGCACCAGAGAAAAUGAUGGAUGCAGAGAGGAUGCCAGCAGAUCAGCAGCACCCAAAGAGGAAUGUGAAUGCAGGCGCAAAAUCUCAGGAAGGGGUGGUACAGAACAGCAGAGGAAAGGGCUCCCUUGACUCCGUCCUGAAGGAUCAUAGCUUCAAUGCUCAUGAGGAAUUACGUGUCACAGCCGAAGCCUCUUUGGAGAACAAUCAACGGGUGAUUGUCACAGAGAAGCUGCUGGAUGGGACUGGGGAACUGGAUGAAAGCUAUGUACAGAUUCGCUCCCCUACAUCUCGGGAGAAGAUCUCUCUCAAGGCUGUGGUGGAGCGGUGCAAGGCUUACCAGGACUCAGAGGAAUACCGCAGGCACGAGCAGGACUUUCAGGACGUGUCUCCCCAGAAGGCACUUCGACAAGACUUGUGGGAGAAAACAGACAACAGCCAGCAGAGCCUGGUGAAGAACCUGAGGGAGAAAUUCCAGACCCUGAAUUCCAUCAGUUGAGCAUCUGCAUCAUGCUCCUGUGCCCCUAAGUGAAACAUAGGAAAGUUCUUGAGGGAGCCUUCGAUGGGACCUCAUCACCUUUUCCAACCUCUUUAGCUCUGGGACAGAACUGGCAACAAUGGCUUUCCUUCUUGGAGGUGCCACUCAGAUUCUCUUUACUCACUGUGCGCUGUCUCAUGUGGGCAGCUGUCACGAACUUCCAGGAAGCUGCAGCCUCUGACAAGGAGUUCUUCCAUGGUUGUGCAUUCUAAGCUGGGUUGUUUCUCUCCUUAAAUGGCCUGACCCUGUUACUGCCUUGCUACUGGUGCCCCGUUGGCAAUGCUAUUGGCAGUAAUCUUAGUACAUCUCCUAGAAGCAUCAAGGGCCUCCCCCUUAGAGCACUGUAUCAUAAAUCAGCUACUCAUGUGGCCUACUGAGAAAAGGUAGGUUUCUCCCUCCAAGGUCAGGCAAGGUUGGGAAAUUCCUGCCUUGUCAAGCCAGUGUGGAAAUGGACAAACCUUCUGUUGAUCAGUCUUACAGGAGAGUAAGUUAUUUCCCCAAGCCCUCUUUUGUUUCAUGUUUUAUUUUUUAAAAGAAUGUAAUUUUACUGUGGUUGGGAGUUUUGCUUGGUUCCAGCCCUCCCAGUUUGAGAACAUAUAAUCUAAUAAUACUGGUUGUGUACACAUUUCAGCCUGUACGCACUGUGCAAUAACCACUUUUGAUCAGA